Messenger RNA from Cajanus cajan (pigeon pea), 2478 nucleotides. RefSeq names its product PA-domain containing subtilase family protein (gene ALE1). Gene Ontology annotation, molecular function: serine-type endopeptidase activity. Gene Ontology annotation, biological process: proteolysis. The record is from RefSeq and is a predicted model, not a curated record. Lineage: Eukaryota; Viridiplantae; Streptophyta; Magnoliopsida; Fabales; Fabaceae.
GUUUGUGUUGCAACAAUGGCCAAAAGGAGUGUUGCUUCCAUAGCUUUAUCAUCCCUAAGCAUUUUCAUUUCCAUGUUCUUUGUUGCUAUAACUCAAGAAGACCGAUCAAUAUAUUUGGUCUUAUUGGAAGGAGACGCGCUUGCUUUUCAUGAAGGUUCAAGGGACCAACAUUCAUCCACAAUUGACCCCAACAGUGAAGCCUCGAAGGCACAUGCAAAGCACUUAUUGGCAUCUCACGAUCUACUUCUGCAAAGUACCUUAGAGACUGGAAGCUACAAUAAACUCCACAGUUACAAACACAUUAUCAAUGGCUUUUCUGUCCACACAACCCCUUCCCAGGCCGCGAGACUAAGAGGUCGUCCCGGAGUUAAGUUGGUAGAGAAAGACAAAGGAGCGAAAAUGACGACAACAUACACACCUGAGUUUCUUAGUUUACCAAACGGAAUAUGGGCGCAAGAAGGAGGUGACAGAAACGCUGGUGACGGAGUUGUUAUUGGUUUAGUGGAUAGUGGCAUCAACCCAUUUCAUCCCAGCUUUGCUUACGAUCCCAUGCACCCUUUCACUUCCAAUCUCUCUCGUUUUGAGGGUGCCUGUCAGACUGGUCCUCUCUUCCCACCAUGUUCUUGCAAUGGAAAGAUAGUAUCAGCGAGAUACUUCUCCGCUGGGGCUGAAGCUACCGUUACCCUUAAUGCUUCAAAGGACUUUCUUUCACCGUUUGAUGCAGAUGGACAUGGCAGUCAUGUGGCAUCUAUUGCUGCCGGCAAUGCUGAUGUUCCUGUCGUGGUGAAUGGGUUUCUCUAUGGGCAAGCUAGCGGAAUUGCACCACGUGCAAGGAUUGCGGUAUAUAAGGCUGUCUAUCCCUCCGGGGGAACUCUGGCAGACGUUAUUGCAGCUAUCGAUCACGCUGUCUUGGAUGGGGUGAAUAUCUUAUCGCUCUCUGUUGGACCAAAUGAACCAGCGGAAGACAGGUUGACCUUCUUGAACAUGUUUGAUAUUUCUUUGUUAUUUGCACGAAAAGCGGGAGUUUUCGUGGUGCAAGCUGCAGGUAACAAGGGUCCAGCUUCUUCAAGUGUAGUGUCAUUCAGUCCCUGGAGUGUGGGUGUAGCCGCUAGCACCACAGACAGAAAGUACCCUGCUUCACUUCUUCUUAGAAAUGGCUCAAUACUCAGUGGAGUGGGACUAUCAGGUCCAACUUUUGGAAAUGGAUCAGUUUUCCAUAAGCUUGUUUUAGCUAAAGAUGCGGUAAAAAUAAAUGGAACAAACCCAAUGACUCCGGAGUACAUAGAGGAGUGCCAACAUCCAGAAGCUUUGGACCCUAAUAUAGUGCUGGGAAGUAUCAUUAUCUGCAACUUCUCAACUGGCUUCUAUAAUGGAACCUCAACUCUUGCUGCUAUUAUUGGCACCUCAAAGGCUCUAAGAACAGAGGGUUUUAUUCUUGUUGCGAACCCAAGCUAUGGUGAUUAUAUUGCAGAGCCAAUCCCUUUUGCUGUUUCUGGUAUUUUGAUCCCUCAUGUAGAUGAUACCAAGGUUAUAUUACAGUAUUAUGAAGAACAAACAAAGAGGGAUAAUAAAGGAACUGCCACAGAAUUUGGUGCUAUGGCAGCUGUGGGAGAAGGAAGAGUUGCCACUUUCACAGGGAGAUCACCUGUAGUUAGUAGAUUUUCUUCAAGGGGUCCAGAUAUCAUUGACAUCAACAAAAAUCCUGCAGAUGUGCUUAAACCUGAUGUUCUUGCUCCAGGGCACCAGAUAUGGGCAGCCUGGAGCCCUGUUAGUGCCUCAGAACCUAUGCUGAAAGGGCACAAUUUUGCAUUAUUAUCUGGUACCAGCAUGUCCACACCUCAUGUGGCUGGAAUAGCAGCACUUAUCAAGCAAUACAAUCCAUUAUGGACUCCAUCUAUGAUAGCAUCUGCAAUCUCCACAACAAGCUCAAAUUAUGAUAAUCUUGGGGACCAUAUGAUGGCUGAAGGCUUUGAGGCCAACAGCUUGCUUCCCUCCACUCCUUUUGAUUAUGGGGCAGGCUUUGUGAGCCCCAAUUGUGCCAUUGAUCCAGGUUUGGUACUAUCAUCAGAACAUGAAGACUUCAUCAGCUUUUUGUGCUCUUUGCCAAACAUAGACACGGAUGUAAUAAUCACAGCUACUGGAGAGCAAUGCAAUCACCCAUUUGACUAUCCAUUCAGUCUAAACCUUCCUUCAGUAACAAUAUCUGCCCUAAGAGGAUCAGUUUCUGUGCGAAGAACUUUCAUGAGUGUAGGGAGCAAGACAGAGACGUACUUGGGCUCUGUUAUACCUCCAAAUGGAAUUAUAGUCGACCUGCACCCAACUUGGUUUACCAUAAGUCCACAAGGAUCACAAGAUCUGGAAAUACAACUCAGUGUCAUCCAACCAAUGAAGAAUUAUAGCUUUGGUGAAAUUGUUUUGACAGGAAAUUUGAGCCACAUUGUACGAAUAACAUUGUCAGUCUUGCCAGUUUCAAUGUAA